AUGACAAAAAAAGAUUUUGAAAAAUAUGUUGACAAAGAAAACAAUCCGGAUACAUUGUAUGGAGAAACGAGGAAAAUGGAGCCUUGUGUGAAUAACAGGAGGGGCGGCUUUUGCCUGCAAGGUAGUUAUGACUCAACAAGCGGGCCGAUGGGGUUAAUGACCGACCUAGGAAGUGAUACACCGCCGAGCAUAUUUAUGCAAGAACGAGUUAUUGCGCACCCAUCUCCUUCCUACGUGAGAACUGCGGCGGUGUCUACCGGUGAGCCGCUCUCUGUCGCUCCCGGGCAGAAACGGCAACACGUGGAGGCCCACCACGGAACGGAGGCCCACUGCGGAGAUCAAGAAUGCACUUCGCACGUGCUGAACGUCGAAGCGGUGGCGCCGUCGCCGUCUUCGCUGCCAGCGGUUGCGGCGGUGUCACGCGCGAUCAUAACGGGCGGUGAUGGGGAAGCCGAGAUACAAAAUAAUAGUGAAGGAGAAUGGGUUCAGGUCGUAAGGCGUAAGACGUCACGUUUUAAAGGCAUGCGGGGAAAGGCUUCGAUAGAUCCGUUACUUAAAUUAAGGGCAGCCGAUGUGCAAAUCCCGCUUUUCAUUUAUAAUGUCUCAAAGGAGAAUACAGAGCAAGAUGUUGCGGAUUAUGUAUUCGAAAAGACACAUAUUCGUAUUGUGCCAGAAAAAGUACAUAUGAAAUCUUCAAGGAUGCUGCAAUUUAGAGUCAUAAGAGUGUACAGCGUAACAAAAUGCGACAGAUAG
Molecule: messenger RNA, 753 nt
Organism: Parnassius apollo (apollo)
Lineage: Eukaryota; Metazoa; Arthropoda; Insecta; Lepidoptera; Papilionidae
Source: the annotation of a GenBank genome assembly